AGUCGUAUUAUUUAUUUAAAGACAAGAUGACUGAACAGUCAAUUUCUUCUAAAAAUGUUUUAAUUAACGGAAAUUCAAAAUUAAAUUAUAACAACGAAACACUUGAUGCUUCUACAAAACCAAUUAAUGAAAUGACAAGUAAAGACUACUAUUUUGACUCUUAUGCUCAUUUCGGCAUUCAUGAGGUUUUUAAAGUUAUUUUUAAAAUAAUUUUAAAUUUUCAGGAAAUGUUGAAAGAUGAAGUUAGGACAGUCACUUAUCGGAAUGCAAUUUACCACAAUCGUCACUUGUUUAAAGGAAAGGUUGUGAUGGAUGUUGGUUCCGGUACGGGUAUACUUUCGAUGUUUGCUGCUAAGGCUGGAGCUAGGAAAGUUUUUGCGGUGAGUUUAAUUAGUAACUUGAUUCAAAAGCUAGAAUAUAGAAAACCCAGAGCCUUAGAACACAUUUAA
This is a messenger RNA of Meloidogyne enterolobii, 449 nucleotides long. Lineage: Eukaryota; Metazoa; Nematoda; Chromadorea; Rhabditida; Meloidogynidae. The record is from the annotation of a GenBank genome assembly.